Messenger RNA from Alligator mississippiensis (American alligator), 11171 nucleotides. It is a transcript of the gene ABCD2, whose product is annotated as ATP binding cassette subfamily D member 2. Gene Ontology annotation, cellular component: peroxisomal membrane. The transcript is spliced from 10 exons. Gene Ontology annotation, biological process: very long-chain fatty acid catabolic process; peroxisome organization; fatty acid beta-oxidation. Gene Ontology annotation, molecular function: long-chain fatty acid transmembrane transporter activity; ATP binding; ATP hydrolysis activity. Lineage: Eukaryota; Metazoa; Chordata; Crocodylia; Alligatoridae. Bases 38 to 2221 code for a protein of 727 amino acids. The record is from RefSeq and is a predicted model, not a curated record.
UGCAGCCGGAGGCGCUGGCAGCCGGAGCGGCCCCGCCAUGAGCCCGCUGGCGCAGGCGGCCGCCGCCGGGCGCGGGCCGUGGAGCCGCGGGGGCGCAGCGCGGCGGGCGGCGUGGCUGGCGGCGGCGGCGUGCGGGCUGCGGCUGCUGUACCCCGCGCUGCGCCGGCGCCUGGGCGAGGCGGGCGGCGGGGGCGCCCCGCGGACGGGGCCGGGGACGGGGCCGGGGGCGGCGCCGGCGGCCAACUUGGAGUUCGUGCGGCAGCUGCUGGCGCUGCGGCGGCUGCUGUUCCCGCGCGGGGCCGGGCGCGAGGCGGGCUGGCUGGGCCUGCACUCGGCCGCGCUGGUGUCGCGCACCUUCCUCUCCAUCUACGUGGCGCGGCUGGACGGCAAGAUCGUCAAGAGCAUCGUGGAGAAGCAGCCGCGCCGCUUCGCGCUGCAGCUCCUGCGCUGGCUGCUCAUCGCCGUGCCCGCCACCUUCGUCAACAGCGCCAUCCGCUACUUGGAGGGCAAGCUGGCCCUGGCGCUCCGCACGCGCCUGGUGGAGCGCGCCUACGAGACCUACUUCGCGCACCAGACCUACUACCGCGUGAGCGGCAUGGACGGCCGCCUGCCCACGCCCGACCAGUCGCUCACCGAGGACAUCAUGCUGUUCGCGCAGUCCGUGGCGCACCUCUACUCAAACCUCACCAAGCCCAUCCUGGACGUGCUGCUCACCUCCUACGCGCUCAUCUGCACGGCGCGCGAGCGGGGCGCCAGCCCGGUGGGCCCCACGCUGCUGGCCGGCCUCGUGGUGUACGCCACGGCAAGGGUGCUCAAAGCCUGCUCGCCCCGCUUCGGCAGGCUGGUGGCCGAGGAGGCGCAGCGCAAGGGCUACCUGCGCUACGUCCACGCCCGCAUCCUGGCCAACGUGGAGGAGAUCGCCUUCUACCGCGGCCACAAGGUAGAAAUGAAACAACUACAGAAAAGUUACAAGGCUUUGGCAGACCAAAUGAACCUCAUAUUGUCCAAACGUUUAUGGUACAUCAUGAUAGAGCAAUUCCUGAUGAAGUAUGUCUGGAGCAGCUGUGGCUUGAUUAUGGUGGCUGUGCCUAUCAUCACUGCGACUGGAUUUGCAGAUGGAGAGUCAGAAGAUGGCCAGAAACAAGCAAUGGUUAGUGAGCGAACAGAAACUUUUACUACUUCACGAAAUCUGUUGGUCUCAGGAGCAGAUGCUAUUGAAAGGAUCAUGUCUUCUUAUAAAGAGGUCACUGAGCUAGCAGGCUACACAGCGCGAGUGUACAACAUGUUUUCAGUCUUUGACGAAGUGAAGAAAGGCAUUUACAAAAAAACUGCUGUUAUUCAGGAGGAGAGAAGCAACAGCAGGAAUGAAGGCAAAGUGGAGCUACACAUUGACGGUCCCUUGGAAAUCAGGGGAAAAGUUAUUGAUGUUGAACAUGGAAUUGUGUGUGAAAAUGUUCCUAUUAUUACCCCAAAUGGAGAUGUGGUGGUUUCCAGACUAAACUUCAAAGUACAGGAAGGAAUGCAUCUUUUAAUCACUGGUCCCAAUGGCUGUGGAAAGAGCUCUCUCUUCAGAAUUUUAAGUGGUCUAUGGCCAGUAUAUGAAGGAGUUCUCUACAAACCCCCUCCUCAGCACUUGUUUUAUAUUCCACAAAGGCCCUAUAUGUCCAUUGGAACACUACGCGAUCAAGUUAUUUAUCCUGAUUCAGUAGAUGACAUGCAUGAAAAAGGAUAUCAAGACCAGGAUCUGGAAUGUAUCCUACAAAUUGUUCAUCUAUAUCACAUAGUUCAGAGAGAAGGAGGCUGGGAUGCUGUGAUGGACUGGAAAGAUGUCUUAUCAGGAGGAGAAAAGCAGAGGAUGGGCAUGGCUCGAAUGUUUUAUCAUAAACCAAAAUAUGCAUUGCUGGAUGAAUGUACAAGUGCCGUGAGCAUCGAUGUUGAAGGAAAGAUAUUCCAAGCUGCAAAGAGCGCUGGGAUAUCCUUGCUUUCUAUCACACACAGGCCUUCUCUUUGGAAGUACCACACUCACUUGUUACAGUUUGAUGGACAAGGAGGCUGGCGCUUUGAACUUUUGGACACUGCUAUCCGUUUAUCCCUCAGUGAGGAAAAACAAAGACUAGAAUCACAGCUUGCAGGAAUUCCGAAAAUGCAACAGAGACUGAAUGAACUUUGCAAAAUCUUGGGAGAAGAUUCGGUGCUAAAAACAAUGGAGAAAGAAGAAUAAGUACCUUAAUUUAUGUUCUAUGUUUUUUAAAUAUUUCUUUUUUAGUUAAAAGCUUUAUGAAUUAAGUCCCUCUUGUUUGCAUGCAUUGUGAUAGACUUGGAGCAUAAUGAAACCCAGUCAGCAAAAAAAUAAUGCUUUAUAAGAUUUUCACCUUUUAGCAUUGAGGAAGAAGCUGGUUUGAACUCUGACAAGCAAACAAACAAAUGCAUGGUGUAUAAGAUUUAUCAUCACAGCUCGUGGUAAUUCCACAUUAAAGCUCAGUUCCCUCCAGAAAGUUACCAGGACAGUUAGAUUUUUCUAGGUAAAUUCUUGUUUGGGAUCUGAUCUGCAGAAUGUGCUGUCAUAUUGAUUGCCAUGUGCAUAUGAUAUGCCUGCUGUACAAAGCAAACCUGGCAUGUGAUUCAGGCAUGGAGCAGCACAAGGGCAGGGUUAGGGUGAGUAUGCAGGUGCAUGCAAAACUCUAAUUUGGAUACAAGAAACAAUCUUUCAGUCCAUGUAAAACAAAUCAUUUUCACAGCUAUACUGUGCACAUUUCAUUAGCUGAAUUUCCAUGGGAAAUAAAAACAUGACAGACAGACCAGAAGGUAACUGUUUCUGUGAACCACUAAAUGACUCUUUAGCAAGGCCUGUGAUGCAUAUAUGCAGUACACUACAGCACACACUUUCAGAGACUUUUCUCCUCACGUGUACAUUGGUCCCUGUUAACCUGCCCAGGGAUUAUUUAUGGCCAUCAGACAGGAUGUUCUGGAGGAUGGGGCCUGGAUCCAGUCAGAGACUUGGAUUUUGUUCCUGGCUCUGUCACUGACUUGCUACCAGACCGUAAGUGAGGCACUGUCUCAGUUUCUCCUUGGUAAAAAGAGAAUAAUGACCCCUGCCAGGCUGGGUGAGCCUUGGUGAGCUGUGGAUGAAAAAGGCAAUGCAAGAAUUAAAUUUAUUUAAUUAAUUUGAGGAGGUUCUGCCCUGAUGUUGGAAUAUUCAACACUUAGAGAUUCUGUAAAAUAUUUUAAAAAGCUCUUGAUAACCACUGAUUAAUCCUCAUGGCACCUUGUUAAGGUGGGUCAACAUUGUUAUCUCCAUCUACCCAUGGAAAAACAUACUGGAUUGUAGCCACAUUUUCACAGGUGCUCACUAAUUGUGUCUGCCUCUGUCUUUUACUUUGCUAGGAGUUGGGAGUCCCCAGGACCUCUGACAGUCAGUCACAAAGUGCCUCAAAUUGAGAACACUUCUGAAAAUGUUGGCUUCAGUGCCUUGUCCAAAGCCAGAGACACAGAGUAACUUGGAAGUAGAGGUAAGAAUAGAUCUGAAGGACUCCUCACUUCCAGUCUCUCUUAGACAUAGUGCCUCUGACCUGUCAGACAGAAGAUUUGCCGUGUCCCAUUACUUUCCUGGGCAGCAAUAUAUGGAUAGAUAAGACCUGGACAGAAAGACUGUACCAUAGAAAUGUUCAGCUAUCCAUUCCAUCCCUCCAGCUUAAGAGGUCAUUUAUACUGGACAGUAUGAGGAGAUAAAACAGGAAGGCAAUGCUUUUAGAAACACAGAGAGGACUUUCUGGACCAGCUAGUCCCCUGUGUAUGCCAGCGGACUAAAAGUGUCCACAAGAACAUCUGUUCUGGCCCCUCUCAUGUCACAGACACAAAAUAGCUGGCAUCAAAACCUUACAGCAUGCCACAAAUAAAGAGCUGGGGAGACAUGAGUACUACCAAUCCUGUGGUAAAUGCAACAGUACAGAAUAUGCUAAUUUAAUAUAUACCUAAAUUAAAAGUACUAUGCCAUGUGCUACAGAGGAAAGGAAAAAAACUCAGUGGUUCUUGUCAAUCUGAUCUGAGGAAAGAAUGCUUUCCUCACCCAAAAUCUGACAGUUUGACUUUGGCUUAUAUGAGCAAGGCUUGGCCCCAGGUACCUAAAAGGCUUCUCAGUACCGUUAGCACUACCACAUGUGCCCCAGCUAAACUCCCACUUCCACUUGUGGCCAUAGGAAGAUGAAAAGGACCCAUUAUUCCCUCAAAUAAUGCAUUCCUGGGGGAAAAAACAUCUUCCUGGAUCCCUGGGGUGGCCAGCAGAAAGUGAGAGGCAUGUAAAUUUUUAAUCUCCUUUGAAUUAAUAAGCAAGGCUACGCAAAUUAAAAAUGGACCUGAAGUACUUGGAUGGUCCUUUUUUCCUUAAGAAAGAGAUUGUUAACUUUUUGGGAAUGCUUCCUGACUUUUUAGUAUAAAACGGCUCAGUUGUGUUAAGGGAAAGAAAAGGUAUCAGGCUGUUUGCUGAGCUGUACUGUCUGCAGAGUCCUCAGGAUGCAUUUUAGAUUAAAAGAGCAUGGACAGCAACCUCACAGAUGUCAUUACUAUUUAGAGAGACUUCAAAAUGGCACCUAUGUAACAAAGGUGGUAUCCUGGCCAUUAUCUUGCUUGGGGGUUUCUUCAGAAAGAGGUCGACAAUGCUUGCAGAAGCUCCACAAAGGACUCCAGAGCCAUCCCAGCUGCACCCCUUCUCUCGGUAGCUCUUUGACCUUUUGGUUGUUCCAGAGAUGCUAUUGUUUGGGGGCACCUCAGUCUACCUCCCAGUUGGAUGAUUCUCGGUCAGGAUAGGAGAUCCUUUUAAGGUGCUGCAGGGUGCUGUGAAAUAUUAGCGCUGUUAGGUAUGCAAACACCUACACAUGAUUCACAAGAUAAUCCCAGAGGCUAGGUACAGACAUUGAACAAGCCUGAGGCAGAAUCUAAGUUACCUUUUUUUUUUUGUAAGCGGUGUAGUUUAGAUCAGUAGCGAACAGAAAAUGCAUUUGCCCAGCGGGGACGGGAAAAGCUUAGACCAGGUUCUGCCUUUUUCAAACCACUCUGUGUGCACUGAAUUUCUGUUUUGUUACAUGUAUAGACUGGUUUUGUGUGCUAAACUUGUGUUCUGUUAUGGAUAUAGACCAGAUUCCAAUCACUUAUACUGAUAAAAGUAUAAUGUCUGUACCUGGCCAGAGAUUUCAAAUAGGAAUCCAUAGUGUUAGAAACACUCUGAUCUGGUGUGGUCUUUUUGAGUUCUUUGCAAUAGAAUUGCUCUGUUAUUUUUCCAUAGUCAGGAAAUAAGUGGAAGCUAAGAGCUGGCAUUUUCUUAGGGAUUUCUUGAGUUUAACAAGGUGCCUUGAGUCUAAAAAAGGUUGAGAACCACAGAUUGUAGCAGCUACUCGAUUCCACAGUAAUUUAUCUUCACAAUGCCUCUGUGCAGUAGAGAAGAACCUUUCAUCAGCAAAGUGAUUUCCCCAGGGUCCCAAAGACACCUGUGGCAAGCAGGGAAUUGAAUCUAGAACUGUCAAGUCCCAGGUUAGUGCCCUAGCCACUAGAUCAACCUCCCUCUUCCUUUGCUGAGCUUUGUGCUGCCAGAGCUGUCUGCUAGGGAGUGCACAAAAUCCUGGAAUGAGCCCAUCUUUUAUAUUGUAGUCCUAAAACCCUUUAGUUUCCUGCUUCUGAAGGAAACUACACUUGAUCUAAGCCUUCAAGAGGCCGAGAAGCUUGUGCUUUUGCAUUAGCAGUUUGCUGGUCUUAUUGUCUUCAGACAGUCUACUGGGAUGUCUCAGUGCAAGUGAAUAGAAUGCCCCAGAGAACAUCUGGAAAGGAUUGGGAAAUAAAGACCUUAACAAAAGUAGAUAGUGUCACAUACAGCAGAGGCUUCAGGGCACAGCUUUGUCUGGUAAAAAGUGCAUAUAUUUUAAUUUACAAGCAGGUUGUUUUCCCUGAAGGCCAUCUUCCCCUUUUCUCAUCUUCAAAGAAAAAUGUAGAAAUGAUGCAGAAAAAAGUAGGUCAUAAAUCUCUGCUAGGCCAAGUACCAGCUGAGAAAAUUAAGCAUUCAGAGCAUGGUUUCAUGCUUUAUCACUGCAAUUUGUGCUGGUGAGACAUAUUUGGUUCCUGAGCACUUGGUGUGUGACAAGGAAAAAGUGGAGGGACAGAGCAGUCAUCCAGCCACUGUAUUUCAGGAUACCCCUAGUGCAGGUAGAUCCCCAGUUGGCCCUGAAUUACUAGAAUUAGUCUUGUGCUUACUCCUUCCAUAGUCAUAGAAGCAGGAACUGGUGCUGUUUUCCAGCAAUUCCCUGCUUUUGGAAAGGCACUUCCCUCCUAAAGUUUCUCUGAUUUGCACUGAGAGCAAAGUUGAUACCUUCUUACCACUAGCCAUUGAAUCUGAGACACUGAACAAUCAACAUGGUGCCUAAUACCCAAAUUCCCAUUGACAGAUCCUAAUGAGAAUGUUCUGCUUUGAAAAAAUGUUACUAUGUGCUUGGAGCAAUUUGAAUCCUUGUCACAUUUCUAUCUGUCAAAUGACAACCCAUUCACAUAUGGGAAAAAUGUCUUCUGAAAAAGAAAUAUCUUAAAGAAUUAACAUCCUUUCUUGUUUUAAAAGGUUCUGUGUAAAGUAUAUAUUAAUUUCAUGCUGGAAGGAAAAAUCAGCCUAUUUUUACAAUGAAAAGUGAAUGAAAUGGGAAGUGGUUUGAUAAUGUUGCCAAAAGCCUCAUAAAGUUUGAUGUACUGGAGCCAAUAAUGUCAUAAAGUAUCAGGCAUAAAAUAUUCUAAUGCAUUAGUCUACUAUUUAAAGGCCUGUUUUAUGACAAGAAUGACAGUGCACUGAUAUGUACAGCCUUCACUCUCCUGGACCUUUGUGGGUUACAUUUCCCCCUGAAAAUGUUUCAGAAAGAUUUACUGUGCCAGUGAUUCAUCAUGUUAAAGCUGAUUUUGUGGUUUGAAAAGCUACUGCCCUGGAGAUUGUCCCUGUAAGUUUUAUGAACAGCUCCAGAUACUAACUGUAAAGGCUAGAGGGCUUGAUCCUGUUCCCUGUGGUUUCAAUGAAGGUUUUUCCAUGGCCUAAAUGGAAGCACAAAUAAGAUCAGCUGUAGCUUUUAAGAUACAGCCUUGGUAAAAUUGAGCAGAGGUGCAGAGCAUUAAGAGUUCUGGAAAGACCCUGUUACAGAGCCACUUAGGCUAAGGACAGACAGUCAAAAAGCCUGAGGCUGAAUCAAUUCAGUCUUUGCAGGUUAGCCUAAAAUGCACAGAUUGAACCAAUAAGCAAGUGAACAGAUAUUCACUUUUGAUUCUGGAAAUGCAGCCUUAUUCCUGUGGUGGCCCAGGCCAGAAGCUAGAGGGCACUAGAGCACAUAUCCCUGCUAGGCUGGAGCAGACACCUUGAACCAAGACUAGCCCACCCAGCCUGUAAAGCAUCCUGGGAUACUGUGGGACUGUGAGUUAACUUGAAUCUGUAGGGAAUCUGGGACAGAAGUUCAAUAAACCAAUUUAACCUAAAUCAGUUAAGUCUGAUCUUGCAUCCAUCCAGAUCUAUCUUAAACUGGUUUCAGCCAUUUGGAAAGCAGUUUAUAUGCACUGAAAUUCUGUUGUGUUACAGAUUUUGACCAGUUUCCAAUCACUUUUACUGUGUAAUUUCUGUCCCUCGCCUUGGGAUCAAGUGUCUGCUGUACUAUUUAAUCUCAGGGUCAGGUCAGCUGGCCAGUGCAGGGGGAAAGGAUCUUUCUUAGGUUUGUCGACUUUCUCUUUAGUGUUCCUCUACGGGCAGUGCCCUGCCAGGUUCUUUUCAUUCCUGGUGUACGAGACCCCUGCACUCAGGAUGUGUAGAAAUUCCUUGUGCCUAUUUCCCUCCUCCCUCUCCCCUCAUUGCACUCUGUUUAUAAUGUUUCAAGGAAUUAAAUAUACCGGAAUUAUUUUGCACCUGGGGGCAGAUUCUGCCAGGGACCGAGCACUUCCUUGUGAACAACCUCAAACCCUGUUGAUGUCAGUAGGGAUUUGAGACACGCAGCACUUCAUGUAAUCUUACCCCUAGAUGGGGCACAGCUUCAGAGCAAAAUUAAUAGUCUCUUCCAAGGAGAGGAAGCGCCUUAUAAAUAGAUUUAAUGUGCAGAAUGUUUACCCAGACUAAUUUAUUGAAUGUUGGGACUGUCACACACAAUGAAACAUUUUCUGCUCUCUGGAUUUUAAUACUUUUAACAAAUGUUUGUUUUAAUUGAUCUGUUUGGGGACUAAUCUCAUUCAUUUUUUAGGUUUGGAAUCUACUGCCCUAACUCGGAUCAAACUCCUGCUGAAGUCAGUGGGAGUUGUCUGAGUGAGGCACUCCAUGGGUUGUAUUAGGGGAAUUUAUUAUAAUAAAUUUCCACCUGAAGCAAGUAAAUACAUUUACAUUCUGUAAAGUUCAUUCAAUAAAUAUGAAUGACCAUAGUGCAUAUGCAAGCCAGUUUAUGAACCUGUGGCCAGAGGUUCUGACAAUACAGAAUAUAGGAUGAAAUUACUGCACUUGGCUAUUCAUAAAAUGUAAGAUGACUGAACUGCUGAAUCAAAUGUCUUUGUUCUGUUUACAUUUGGUUUAAUGCCCUUUAAGAGCAGACAUUUGAUAAAGCAAUAAGUUAUACUGCACAGUUGUAACUUAUUUCAGUCCCAAAUAAAGUAUGUUGCAUUUACUUUACGAGUUGACAGCGUUGUUUAUGAAUCAUGGAACAAACCGCCUGAGGCCUGUGUGUGUGUGCCUGAUACACUAACAGAGCCGCUGUCAGGCUGGGCCCUGCAUUCCUGUGGAAAAGGGAAAAUGUGCAUUUCCUUUCCAGCACAGUGUGGCAGAGCAGGCUAACACUACGGGCCACGGUUUGGUUUCUCACAUCUUGUGCCAGCCCACGUCAGACUGGGAUUGACCUGUAACAGGAAUGAAGUCCGUGUGUGCAGGGAGAAUUCACUGAGGUCUGAGCAGUAGACUCUCAUGUGAGCAGUGCAGACUGACUCACCAGGCACUACUUAGAUCAGCCCCAAAGCUUGUUAACAGGAACCGUUCACUGUAUGGCACCAGCGUUAAUUAGUAGUAUUGGGAGUUGGCCUUCACAAGGGCUUCAUGCAGACUACUGGCUCGACAUGUCUGCUGUCAUGGAAACCCUGAGUCCAUUCACCAAAUGGUUAUACAUUCCCAGAAGAGACAAGACGUGCAAGCUAAGCCUGCACAGGGUUAAUUCAUUUAUUGCUUUUCAGAGCAGGUGUGGAAAGCAAACUGCAUCUUGCACAGGCUUGCUUUCCACUUCUCACACUGCCUCUGGCCCCAGCUCUCCUCAGCUGGUGUCUCAUGGAAAGGGCAGUGCUGGGGGAGGAGAGGAGGUGCGGCUUGUUGGAAAUGACUUGCCUUUGCAAAUGGGUGAACAAUAGUAGCUGGUUUCAAAGAAAUGCUCUUGCUCCAGAAUGAUUCUUGGUCACAUGGGCAUGACUCCUUGGAGCAAUCAGUGCCACUCAAUACUGUAAUCAGGCCCUUUGCUCACAGGUGCCACAUUCACACACUCCUCUGUCUUAACACACAUUAGUUCCCCCUCCUUCUGGACUACUUUAGUACCUUUGAGAGGCUCUGGCAGGAGCUAGAUGGAGCCAGUCACAUUUUGCUGAGGCUCAUGCUAGGCAAUGCUGAGUAGUCACACACUGGACAAAUUGCACCUCUCUCAGCUUCCUUGGCUCUGAGUGAUUACUGAAAAACAGGUCUGUUGCUCAGCCUAGCACUUGCCACAUGCAGAAGGAGGAGGAUGUUUAAGCUACAGUGAUCCAAGGCCACUUUGUACCUGAAUGAGAGCCUCCAAAGGAAUGUUUGAUAUGCUUUCACUUCUGUUCAUUGAAUUCACCUCUUUUGCUAAUUCACUUUAACUUCACUUCCUUUGUAAACAAGCCCCAAAUAUUUUCCCCUCAUAGUCAGAUGCUCCCAUGAACUCAUAGAUGUUGACAGUGGGGGUGAGGUGCACAAAUCCACACAGCUGCCACUGCACCACCCCUGCUGCUUCUGGGCCUGGUUCCAGCUGGACUGUGGCCCCGUACCCCACUGUUUGCACAAAAAUCUGAAACCGCUCACUGUAUGGCACACAUGCCCCUCACACAACAUCUUUGCAUGAGCCUACAUAUGCUCACUGGGCAUGUCAACACAUGCGCUUCAAUGCGCUGCAAUGCAUUAGCCUAUUUUAAUGAGCACUAACUAAAGAGCACUUUUAAGCGUCACUUAAAAACCAUGUGCCUAUGCUCAUACGUUGAGGCUGCUCCAACACAAUGUAAUUCCAGCAUGUUGGAGCAGACUCGAUUCAUCGAGUCUGCUGGAGCAUGGUAAUUUCUACACUCCAGCAGACUCCAGCUUCACAUGUAUCAGUUUCCCCACCCUGACAAAUGGUGGAGGGGGCACUUCAACUAAAGUUUAUUUAAUGAGCUUUAGUUAAAGUGCCCCUGCUGCCAUUUUUCAGCACGCGGAUGCUGAUACACUUGAUGCUGUGUGCACUUUAAUUAGAGCAGCUCUCACUACUGCUCAAAUUAAAGUGGCUCCCCUCGCCUCCUGGAGCAUGUGUAUAAACGCCUAUUAAAUCCAGAGGACACUGUGAAAUGGGGAUCUAUUCUAAUGGGCAAGGAUUUUCCUUGCCUAUAGUAGUUAUUGCCAAAGACAUUUCAUAAAGCUCCAUAAAAAGCUGCGUUAUAAUACAUUUCCUCACACAUCAAAAAAUGCACUGAACUAAGGUACUAAAUCACAGGUGAUAAUGAGGAAACCAAAGCUCUGCAUUCUAAUAAAUCUGCUGUUUUCUGUUUCCACACAUUUCCCUAGGCAAUUAAGACUAAAAACUUUGUGGCUUUUAAAUGCUACAGCUGUAAUAACUGUUUCAUUACUGGAAAAAAUGUUUAUGCUGAAUAAAUGAACUACUAAUGUCAGAUGAUAUGCAAUUCUAGUAGAAAAAAUAAUUUGACUACUACAAAAAAAAUUAUAUAAAAAAUACCUGUGGUAACCUAUGUACAAACUGUGAUCUUUGAAAAUAAGCAUAUCUGUAGACAGUCCCCAGCAGUAUAUAAGAACUUUUUUGUUAUUGUACCUGUGUCUUGUUUAAUUAUCAGUAAUAUUUUAAAUGUAUUCAUAUAUUUCAUUGUAUAUUGAUUGUGUUUGGCUUAUACUUUGUUUAAUAAAAAAUGAAAUAUUUCAGUAAAAA